GCUGGCUCCAAUGCUGUCUCGUUGCGUUACGAAGACGAGAUUUUGCAGCGCCGGCGUAGCCAGGCUAGUAUCUACACGCGUAGAUGGUUCAGAUACGUCACCAUUAUCGAAGGAGAUACUGAGAAAGACUGGUCCACGACGACGCAGCGUUCCAUCUCUGAUUCAGGAACGGAUCGAAUCUGGCCGCGCCGUCACGUUAUCGGAGCUCCGGCUUAUCUCUAAGCGUCUCAUUAGAUCUAAUCGCCAUGAUCUCGCACUCCAGAUGAUGGAGAGGAUGGAGGAGAAUCAGAAAGAUGUUCAAUUUAGUGAUUAUGAUAUUGCUCUUAGAUUGGAGAUGAUUAUUAAAACUCAUGGUUUGAAGCAAGGAGAGGAGUAUUUUGAGAGACUACUAGAUAGUUCUGUGUCUAUGAGAGUAGCGAAAUCAGCUUACCUUCCUCUUCUUCGUGCUUAUGUGAAGAAGAAGAUGGUUAAAGAAGGAGAAGCUCUCAUGGAGAAGCUGAAUGGGUUGGGGUUUCUUGUUACUCCACACCCGUUUAAUGAGAUCAUGAAGCUUUAUGAAGCUAGUUAUCAGUACGAGAAAGUUGUUAUGGUUGUUUCGAUGAUGAAAGGGAAUAAGAUACCGAGAAAUGUUCUUUCGUAUAAUCUUUGGAUGAAUGCUUGUUGUGAGGUAUCUGGUGUUGCGGGUGUGGAAACGGUUUAUAGGGAAAUGGUUGGUGAUAAGAGUGUUGAAGUUGGGUGGAGUUCGUUGUGUACUCUGGCUAAUGUUUAUGCUAAGGGUGGUUUUGUUGAGAAGGCUAAGUUGGUUCUUGAGAGCGCGGAAAAGAUGUUGAAUAGAAGCAAUAGGCUUGGAUAUUCUUUCCUCAUCACGCUUUACGCUUCUUUAGGGGAUAAUGAUGGAGUUGUUCGUCUCUGGGAAGCUUCUAAAUCGGUUUGCGGUAGGAUUAGUUGUGCGAAUUACAUAUGUGUAUUGUCUUCCUUGGUGAAAAUUGGUGAUCUUGAAGAGGCUGAGAGAGUGUUUAGCGAGUGGGAGGCUCAAUGCUUUAACUAUGAUGUUCGGGUCUCCAAUGUUCUUUUGGGUGCGUUUGUACGUAAUGGACAUAUCCGGAGAGCCGAGUCAUUGCACACCCGUGUACUGGAGAGAGGAGGUAAUCCAAACUACAAGACUUGGGAAAUUUUAAUGGAGGGAUGGGUGAAAUGUCAACAUAUGGACAAAGCCAUCGAUGCUAUGCACCGAACGUUUGAACUAAUGGAGAGAUGUCAUUGGAGACCAUCGCAAAACAUCGUCAUGGCGAUUGCCGAGUACUUUGAGAAAGAGGAGAAAAUUGAAGAAGCAUCUGCAUAUGUUAGAGAUUUGCAUCGUCUUGGUCUUGCAAGCUUACCGGUAUAUAGAUUGUUGCUUAGAAUGCAUGAACAUGCCCAGAGCCCAGCUUCUCACAUCUAUGAAAUGAUGAAGUUAGACAAAAUCCGAAUAGAGUAGUUAAGAAAGAUUAUCAAAGUGAAAGCAAAACCAUUUGUUUGAUGUAACAAAGGUACUGUACUACUGUAUAUAUAAUCCACAACAUGUUUUGCUGAGAAUAACUAUUGUCAUUUCAUUUA
Molecule: messenger RNA, 1596 nt
Organism: Capsella rubella
Lineage: Eukaryota; Viridiplantae; Streptophyta; Magnoliopsida; Brassicales; Brassicaceae
Product: pentatricopeptide repeat-containing protein At5g27460
Exons: 2
Coding region: 11-1477 (488 amino acids)
Cellular component (GO): mitochondrion
Molecular function (GO): protein binding
Source: RefSeq, a predicted model, not a curated record